Hordeum vulgare subsp. vulgare (domesticated barley) is the source of this 1090-nucleotide messenger RNA. RefSeq lists its product as uncharacterized. Gene Ontology annotation, molecular function: A2-type glycerophospholipase activity. The transcript is spliced from 2 exons. Bases 99 to 890 code for a protein of 263 amino acids. Gene Ontology annotation, biological process: phospholipid metabolic process; arachidonate secretion. Lineage: Eukaryota; Viridiplantae; Streptophyta; Magnoliopsida; Poales; Poaceae. The record is from RefSeq and is a predicted model, not a curated record.
AACCCGCACGGCCACACGCCAUCACACACCACCGUCGUCCCCGGCCCAACCGACCUAAUACCGACCCGACGACGGCGAGGGCCAAGCCCGCCGCGGCAAUGGAGGUCUCCUCCCCCUCCUCCGCCUCCUCCUCCUCCUCCGCGCAGCCCCCUCCCAAGCCCCGCCUCCGCCUCAACCCGGCCGCGCUCCUCCUCCGCCCCGCCCCGCCAUCGGCUCCUCCGCCCGCGGGGCCCGCCCCCACCGCCGCGCCUCCCCCGCGGCCGGGGCUCACCGCCCACCCGCUCGUCGCCUUCCUCUCCUCCCUCGUCCCGCGCCGCGGCGGGGAGCGGCCGGGCCCCGCCGUGGCGGUGGCGGCGGCGCGGAGGGCGGCGGAGAGGGACGCCCUGGCGGAGCUGCAGAUGGCCGGGUGCGCGGUGCCGCUCUUCCGGCCCUACGUGGCGCGGCUGCCCUGGCACGGCGGCGCGCGGGCGUGGCUGUCCAAGCUCUUCCCGCGCUACGGCCACUACUGCGGGCCCAACUGGUCCAGCGGCAAGGAGGCCGGCUCCGUGCUCUGGGACCGCCGCCCCGCCGACCACCUCGACUUCUGCUGCUACUGCCACGACAUGGCCUACGACACCCACGACCAGGCGCAGCUCCUCCGCGCCGACCUCGCCUUCCUCCGCUGCCUCGAGGGCAGCCGCAAGACGCCCGCGCUCGACGGCGUCGCCGCCGCCGCCAUCUACCGCUCCAUGUGCAUCUUCGGGCUCAAGACCAUACUGAUACCCUACAGGACGAACCUGGUGCGGCUGCAAACCGGACCCAAUUACGCCGACGCAUUCGCCGAUUUCAUGAAGAGGAUGGCCUCGUCUUCGGGCAGGGCGACGACGGGCGGCGAGAAGCAAAGAUUGUGAGGGGCAACAACUCGGUGAUUGAAAUCUAGCAACUGUGCAUAACCAAGUUUUCACGAUGUAGCAACUGUAGUUACAGAUGGGGAACUUGGUACCCCCAAUGUGUAUAUAGCUUAGCAUACCACCAUAUCAACAAUGUAACUUAGCACGUCAAGGAAUUGCCAAAUUGUUACACUGCUGAUUAAAUCAGGUUCGAUCCUGCA